Messenger RNA from Hydra vulgaris (swiftwater hydra), 804 nucleotides. RefSeq lists its product as uncharacterized. The record is from RefSeq and is a predicted model, not a curated record. Lineage: Eukaryota; Metazoa; Cnidaria; Hydrozoa; Anthoathecata; Hydridae.
AUGGGUAGAACAGCUAAAAAAAAGAAGAUGAUAGGACAGAAUAAGAAAAAACGGAAAAAUACAGAAAGGUUGAGGUAUAUUUACCUAUUGAAGUACCCACUGAGGGAGUUACCUCAGAGACAGCUUCCAUCUAAUGGUGAUAUUCUUAGAUACUAUCAAUUUAUCCUUCGCGAGUCACAAGUUAAAUACAAACCCACUUCUACUAAUGUUGGUUGCAAAUUGAAAUCGAAAUCCAAGGAUCUUGUUUGUGAAAAUGGUGUUUGUACAGAUCCUGAUAAUUCUUGCUUGGUAUCUAGGAUUAAAAAAAUCGGGGAUAAUGCUGGGUUUGGCAAGAAAUUUGUGAUUUGUGGGUACAAUAUAAAGACUAAAAUCAUUAAACUUAAUUUAAAAUACAAGAAAUUGAUUAAAUUGUCUUCUCUAAACUGGAACAGCAGUCUUGAUAAGCAAUCAAAGUUAGAGAAAGAUUUUCUCACAGAAUCCUAUCAGCUUUUUGACAUCUCGACUAAGAAUUUUAAAAAAGAUAUUUUUGCUGAUAGAUUGAGAACAGAUGAUGCCAAGCUGGAAGAUAUAAAUUUUUAUGAAGACCAGAAGUUACAUAGGAAAGGAUAUAUGGAAACAAAAGUCGAUGAAGACUACAGUAGAAGAGUACUGGAUGCAAACAGGAGAAAGAACAAGCUAGAUAAGUUGAGAGAGAAAGAAUUAGAGAGACAGAAAAACUUAAAAGAUAUCAAUGAUAUUUUGUUGUCACAUGACUCCAUGACAGAAGAGAUUCAAUUCAGCAGUGAAUAAGAAAAGUCAAACGAG